Molecule: messenger RNA, 601 nt
Organism: Carassius carassius (crucian carp)
Lineage: Eukaryota; Metazoa; Chordata; Actinopteri; Cypriniformes; Cyprinidae
Product: glutathione S-transferase 3, mitochondrial-like
Exons: 4
Coding region: 165-587 (140 amino acids)
Cellular component (GO): endoplasmic reticulum; nuclear envelope; membrane
Molecular function (GO): glutathione transferase activity; glutathione peroxidase activity
Source: RefSeq, a predicted model, not a curated record
UUAUAUCGCGAGAUAUCUGUGUCUGGGGGAGUGAAUGAACUCGUCUUUAGAAAAAAAACACACUGUGCUUGAGUUGAAUGAUUGUGCAUUUCUUUCCUACAAAGAAAAGUAGAACAGCUCGUGCUUAAUACAGAUAACAGAUCCUGAACUUUUCAUCUGAACAAAUGGCGAUCGAAAACCUGCUUCCAGCCAACUUUGGCUAUGCAAUUUUUACGUAUUUGUACAGUUUUGUCAUGUUGAUGUAUCUCGGGGUCCAAGUUGGAAGUGCACGGAAGAAGUAUGGAGUAAAGUAUCCCACCAUGUACAGUGAUAAGGAGCAAGUGUUCAACUGUAUCCAGAGAGCUCAUCAGAACACACUGGAGGUGUAUCCACAGUGGCUGGUGUUCCAGACUAUUGCUGCAUUGGAGUAUCCUAUUGCUGCCUCUGUGUUAGGAGUCAUCUGGGUUACGAGCAAGUUCUCUUAUGCCUGGGGUUAUUACACUGGUGAUCCUGCUAAGAGGAUGCGUGGUGUAUAUGGAUAUAUCGGCCUUUUUGGAGUCAUUCUGCUUUCCAUCUCUGUUGCUCUCAAACUGCUUGGAGUCCUUUAAGGGAAACACCAACU